This is a messenger RNA of Formica exsecta, 843 nucleotides long. Its product is annotated as ATP synthase subunit s, mitochondrial. The record is from RefSeq and is a predicted model, not a curated record. The transcript has 5 exons. The coding region runs from base 156 to 734 and encodes 192 amino acids. Lineage: Eukaryota; Metazoa; Arthropoda; Insecta; Hymenoptera; Formicidae.
AUUCAGGGUUGUGUUCAAAAAUCUAUCAUCGUAAAGUAACAUUUGUAACGUCAAAUGGAAUGUAAUUUUAGAAUAGAUAGAUCAAAUUACUGUCUCCAGAAGCAGAAGACAGUAGAAUUUAACACAGUGACAUUAUAUCAGAAUAAACAAAAACAAUGGCAUUACAGACAUUAAGUGGAUUGCUUGGUACUGUAAAUCAUUGCAGAAAAGUACCUAAUAGAGGAUUUUUCUAUUGGUUAACAAUAAUAUUUAACAGGGUUGAUCAAGAAAGAAUUCAAUCGGUUGGUCCAGAUCGUGCAUGUGCUGAAUGGCUCUUGAAGAAUGGCGCCAGCGUGAAAUGGAAAAAUUUUUCGAAAUAUUUGGAAGAUUAUAAUAGUUUACCACCGGAAAAAAAUCAGUAUUGCAUUCAAGCUGUAGAUGCUACGGACUCUGGAAUAACUCAUGUAGGAUUUCCGUAUUUCGUUGGUUGCAGGUAUAUUGACGAGAUAAAACUUGUACGUUGUUCUUAUUUGUAUAACACUGCCUUGCCAUUGUUAUCAGUGGUGAAGGAUACUUUGACUACACUUGAAAUCAGAGAUUGUAAGAGUAUAACUGAUCAAGGAAUACGUAGUUUGAAAAAUCUAAAAAAUCUGAAGACUUUGAAGCUUGCUGGGAUGCCAUAUUUGGAAGAUAAAGCUUCGCUCAGGAAAGAACUUACAGAGGCCCUGCCAGAUUGCGCAAUCGAACUCAAAUAAAUUAUAUAAAGCAUCAAUUUUUAAUUGUCUUAAUAUCUAUAUAAAAUAAUAAAAUCUGUAUAAAAAUGUAUAAAAUCUGUAUAAAAUAAUACAUUUCUUAUUAAUAUGU